This is a messenger RNA of Porites lobata, 1051 nucleotides long. NCBI's taxonomy places the organism in Eukaryota, Metazoa, Cnidaria, Anthozoa, Scleractinia, Poritidae. The record is from the annotation of a GenBank genome assembly.
CUGGGUCUCUUUAGUGUCUGGUUAGAGUUGAGUCUUCAUCACACACUAACAGCAUUCUUACAACAAGUUGAACUGACCGAAGAUAAAUUAACCAUGCUGCUUUGUAAAAAGGUGAGCUUUGAGCCUGAAAAGGCACCUUAUUCAGCUACUUAUUUUAUUCAGGAUUUUGACUAGUGCUAGUAUAACUUGCCUUCUCACGAGUAGGUAAGAGUUUGCGGAGUUGAAAACAUGUUAGGACAUGAGGUUAGAGUUUGCAGUUGAAAACACGUAUUAACGGCUCUUGGUCCGUGAUUGGUUUAUCUUUGAGAAAGGAUGGAUCACAUCCCCUUCAAUCCGUUUUGACUGAUCUCUCGGAUAAGGGAGACGAUAUGGCCCUUCUUAAAUAACCCGCUUUAUGAGACAUCUACAUCUGAAGGUAGCGCAUGUUUUUGUCAUAGACAUCUGAAUGUUUCUCUAUCUAUCAUGCAGCACUUAAUCUAGAAAGGUCGAAGCAUUAAUAUCCACUCGUUUUGUAUAUGCUUGCUUCUAAAAAAAGACAUGUUACUUUAAUGAUACGCCUCUCAAAAUAAAACCAUAUCUAUUCAGUAACUUAUUAAGAGUUCUAACCAAUUGAUGUGUUUACUUUUUUCAGCUUUUCGCUCUGGCAGUGUUUGCAGGUGUCAUUUCUCUGUCUCUUGAAUUGACCUGCCCUGAAUUUCGCCAAAAACCACAAAAAACGCUCAUGCGUCUGCGACGACAUUUUCUUUUCGUCGAGAAACCGUUCACCACGCCGCAGUCACCUGCAACCGCGAAUCCCCGCCGUGUUAGCCGUGACGUCACCGUGCAAACGCCAGGCACCUCAAAGUGCUCCUGGAGCUGGGCCCAAGAUGACAACCCAGAUCGUGUCCCACGGUUCCUGUCCAAAGCUGUGUGUCCUGAUUGUCCUCAUUACUGCCGUUCAGUGUUAUAUUAUCACAGGGGACUGGUGCAGAGAUGUGACCUAUCAACAGGACAAACUGUCUGGAAAUGGACUUUAGUGGAACUGCCAGUGGCAUUUGUUUAUGAUCCAUAA